AGGACUGGACAGUGUUGCAUUCUGUUGUUCUUGGAGCUGAUAGGACUCAGCUUGCUACACCUGAAAAUAAAGUGCACAUGAUUAAGCUCUGAACUCCUAGUAUAAAGGUUGGAAGUUUGAACUUAGCCAGAAGUUCCUCAGAUGGCAGACCUUGUAAUUUAUUUUUGAAAUAAUUGUCUUGUAGAUGAAAUUCAGAGCACUGGGUAGAAACAAGGAUGGUGAGGCAAUCUUAUUGACUGCCAGAAGAACAAACAGAUCUGUCUUGGAAGGAGUACAGCCAGCAUUCUUCUUAGAGGGCAGUCUGGGAAACCCUAUGGAUCAGUUCUGCUCUGCAUACACAUGAUCACCAUGAACUGGAGUUAACAGCUAACAACAGCAACAAGAUGGCAAAUUUCAGGGCAUAUACUGCACUGACUGGGACAUUAUGUUGGCUGGUCCUUCCGUCCAGGGAGAGGAGAACUGGGAGAAGAUUAUGGUUUCAAAGAACAGAGAAGAUACAGACAUCAUGAAGAAAAUGGCAAAAGGCUUGGGCUCUGUGGAUGGCGAUAGACCCCAAGGGAAGAAGAGGAAGCCCCAAAUACGGAAACCAGUUACAUUCGAAGAUGUCACUGUGGUCUUCACGGAGGCAGAAUGGGAGACACUGAGCUCAGAGCAGAAGAACCUGUACAGAGACGUGAUGCUGGAGAGUUACAGGAAUCUGCUCUCCUUGGGUGAGGAACCAAAGUCAGAAAUCUACUCGUGUUCCUCCUGCCUCUUGGCUCUCUCCUGUCAGCAGUUCCUCAACCAGCAUGUGCUUCAGGUCUUCCCUGGCCUGUGUGCAGAGAAUCACUUCCAUCCAGGAGAUUCCAGCCCAGGGCACCAGCAGCAGCCAGAGCAUCAGGAUUCUGAUGAGAGCUGCAGGAGUGAAAACACUCAAGGUCGGGACCAAGAAGACAUCUCCAAACCCUGGUGUGGAAGCACAGGGGAGAGAGAGACCUCAAGAGCAUUCUGCAGCCCAGCCGGGAGACAGCCAGCAAGCCCAAGAGAAGGCAACACAGUGGUAGGAAUGGAGGCCAACUCAGUCCACACAGCAGAAAACGAUGUGGAAACAGAUAAACAGUUGAAGGAAUUAGAAACCUCAAUCUUUGAAACAGUUAGCUAUAGAGCGGAGGGACCAGACUAUUUCCUGAAAUCAAACUUCCCCACAAACCAGAGAGCCCUUUUCUGGGUUAAGCCACAUGUGUGCAGUGAGUGUGGGCGAGGCUUUAUCCAUAAGUCCUCUCUCCUCAUACAUCAGAGGACACACUUAGAGGAGAAGCCACAUGUGUGCAGUGAGUGUGGACGGGGCUUUAUCCAGAAGUCAUCUCUAAUUAUACAUCAGAGGACACACUCAGGGGAGAAGCCACAUGUGUGCACUGAAUGUGGGAGAGGCUUCGCCCAGAGACCGCAUCUUCUUAGGCAUCAGAGGUCACACACAGGAGAGAAACCUUAUGUGUGUCUCCAGUGUGGGCGAGGUUUUAGCCGCAAGUCAAAUCUCAUCAGACACCAGAGGGGCCACACAGGAGAGAAACCUUAUGUGUGUCUGGAGUGUGGGCGAGGCUUUAGCCACAAGUCAAAUCUCAUCCGACACCAGGGGGGGCACUCCGGGGAGAAGCCACAUGUGUGCAAGGUAUGUGCACGAGACUUUAUGCCAAAAUCAAGUCUUCUUAUAGACCAGAGGGAACGCUCAAGGGAGAAACCACAUGUGUGUGAGGAGUGUGGACGGGGUUUUAACUACAAGUCAACUCUCAUCUUACACCAGAGGAAACACUCAGGAGAGAAACCUUACCUGUGUCUGGGAUGUGGCCGAAGAUUUAGCCACAAGUCAAAUCUUAUCAGACAUCAGAGGACACACUCAGAGGAGAAGACAGAUGUGUAUAAGGAGAGUGCACCAGACUUUAUGCCAGAAUCAAGUCUCCUUAUAGAGCAGAGGGUGCACUCAAAGGAGAAGCCACAUGUGUGUGAGGAGUGUGGACGGGGUUAUAACUUCAGGUCUGCACUCAUCAUACACCAGAGGAAGCACUCGGGGGAGAAGCCUUACCUGUGUCUGGAAUGUGGGCAAAGCUUUAGCCAGAAGUCAAAUCUCAUCAGACACCAGAGGACACACUCAGAGAAGCUAGAUGUCUGCAAGGAAUGUGCACGAGACUUUAUACCGAAAUCCAGCUUCCUUAUAGAGCAAAGGAAACCCACAAGGGAGAAGAAGCCAUACAUUUGUAAGGAGUGUGGACAAGGUUUUAGGAGCAAGUCAAAUCUCAUCAUACACCAGAGGAAACACUCAGGAGAGAAACCUUUCUUGUGUCUGGAAUGUGGACGAGCCUUUAGCCACAAGUCAAAUCUCAACAGACAUCAGAGGACACACUCGGGAGAGAAGCCAGAUGUGUACAAGGAGUGUGCUCAAAACUUUAUUCUGGAAUCAAGUCUCCUUAUAGAGCAAAGGAAACACAUAAGGGAGAAGCCACAUGUGUGUAAGGAGUGUGGACAAGGUUUUAGCUACAAGUCAGUUCUCAUCUUACACCAGAGGAAACACUCGGGGGAGAAACCUUAUGUGUGUCUGGAAUGUCGGCGAGGCUUUAGCCAUAAGUCAAAUCUCAUCAGACACCAGUGGACACACUCAGUGGAGAAGCCCUAUGUGUGCAAGGAGUGUGGACGAGGAUUUAUCUCUAAGCAGAGGCUCAUUAGACAUCAGCACACUCAUUCCAGAGAAGUGUGUUUGCAGUGAAUGUGGCUGAGGUUUUAUAAUCACUUCUCACAAACCUGAAUACACAGAGUAGAAGCUGUGUGCAGGGAGAAUAUGCAAGAACACUAUACCUUAGAGAGCAUUUUCUUUUGAAGGGAGAAGCGUUAUGUGGGGAAUGUGAGGUGCUGUAACAAGGAGCUAUAACACUUCCUGCGCCAGAAGACACAGAUGGCUAAGAGCCAUGAGGUCAGGUCUGUGGUAGGAAUUUGCUUGCAGUGUUCUUUCUUAGCUGAUAUCUGAGGACAAAGUGCUACCACCACCAAUCACUACUUCACCCACCCGAGGGAGUUUUGGCAUAACACUGUAUGUGGUGAAGGUGUCAGUAGUAACCCACUAGACGAUUUUUCCACAUUAACCAAACAAAAUAGAAAAGUAGAAGCUUUAAAACUGUCAGUAAAGGAAAAGAAAGAAAACUAGAAGCUUUACUUGAGUCUUGUAAGAAUGAUUGACUUGUUUUAUUUUCAUAUGCUACUUCUUCAAAUGCUUGGUUGUCUUUUCACUGUAGUAAAAUUUUCCCUAAUAAACCACAACUCAGACUGUAUCAGUCAUGUGCUCUGAAAUGUACGGGACUUCAGAUUCUCAAGUUGAUAGAUGAAUUGAGCCCUUAGGAAAAGAUAAGUUCUCACUAGGUUCGUGAACAAGUCUGAGUCUUCUUAUGUACGAGAAGCGAUCUAGAGUUGGGA
This is a messenger RNA of Echinops telfairi (small Madagascar hedgehog), 3438 nucleotides long. Its product is annotated as zinc finger protein 343-like. Gene Ontology annotation, molecular function: histone H3K4 methyltransferase activity; RNA polymerase II cis-regulatory region sequence-specific DNA binding; recombination hotspot binding. The record is from RefSeq and is a predicted model, not a curated record. The coding region runs from base 425 to 2737 and encodes 770 amino acids. NCBI's taxonomy places the organism in Eukaryota, Metazoa, Chordata, Mammalia, Afrosoricida, Tenrecidae. Gene Ontology annotation, cellular component: nucleus. Gene Ontology annotation, biological process: negative regulation of transcription by RNA polymerase II; positive regulation of reciprocal meiotic recombination. The transcript has 6 exons.